Messenger RNA from Prunus armeniaca (apricot), 567 nucleotides. The record is from the annotation of a GenBank genome assembly. NCBI's taxonomy places the organism in Eukaryota, Viridiplantae, Streptophyta, Magnoliopsida, Rosales, Rosaceae.
AUGCGACGACAAGCUGUGGAGGGAUCCUCCCAAACUCAACCUUCUCUCCUGCCCCACCGGCAGGGCAACCAAGGGGAUCGACCCUUGGGAGUUGGAGAAGAAGUUAGCCAGUCACGCUCGAGACAUCGAAGACGCCGACCUGAACGACCUUCCUUGCGAGCAGGGGGUGACGAUCGACGCCCACCAGCCCGCUCGAGGACCAACACGCGGCGACAAGCUGCAGAGGAAUCCUCACAAGCUCAAUCUCCUAAUCUGCCUCACGGGCAGAGCACCCAAGGGGAUCGACCCUUGGGAACCGAGGAAGAAGUUAGCCAGUCGCGCUCGAGGCACCGAAGACGUCGGCCCGAGACUCCAACCCUGCGAGCAGAGGAUGUCGCAAAGCUAGUAAAUGACCAACUCCGAGGUCUCCGACUCAAAGGAAGCGCGGAGGAGGCCCUGUGCAAGGAAAUUGAUCGAGUUGACUGCUCGCCCUUUACCGACGAGGUGGAACGAGCUCCGCCGCCGAAGUGGUUUACAACGCCAUCCAUCACUCCAUUCAAGGGGGACUCUGACCUGAGAGCCAUUUGA